Zasmidium cellare ATCC 36951 is the source of this 708-nucleotide messenger RNA. RefSeq lists its product as uncharacterized. The transcript has 3 exons. Bases 1 to 708 code for a protein of 235 amino acids. NCBI's taxonomy places the organism in Eukaryota, Fungi, Ascomycota, Dothideomycetes, Mycosphaerellales, Mycosphaerellaceae. The record is from RefSeq and is a predicted model, not a curated record.
AUGUCGCUCAACAUCCAGGAAGACGACAUUUCCCAGCCUGCGCAGAACGCACGAAUGCAGGAUGCGGACCAGGAGAACAAUCAGGCCCCAACUUUCUCCUUCACCUCCAGAGAGAAGACCGUAAGCGAGAUGCAGGACCCAGGCGACGUCCAGCAUGAGAAUGCGACCAAGCCCACCGAUCCAACUUACGUCUUCACGAAUCGCGGCCUCGUCCUCACCAUCACCUGCACCAGCCUCAUCUCGCUCCUCUUCGGCCUCAUUAUCGGACUCUACCACGACGACCUCGGCGACACUAUGUUCAACAUCACUCUCAUUGUCCUCGUCGUCCUCGUCCUCUGCAGUCUAGAUCACUACAUCUACCAGCACCCAUCAUAUCAGCAAGCAACAGGCUACGACAAGCUCGCCGGCCGACUCUCUCGAUUCGCACCCUACCUAUGCUGCCUUGCGGCCAUACCUUUCGACCCCAGAUUCGCGUCGAUGCUUGUGAACGUCACUCUUAUCAAGUUGGUCUUGCAGUCGGCCCGGCCCUGGGUUGGCACCAAUAUGGAGACGCACACGGAGCUUGCACCGGCAGAGGACCUCAUCGAACACUUGGAGUCCAAAUGUCUCUGGGCUCUGAGGGCUUUUGCGGCGUUGACGGUGUAUAACGUCUUCGGAUACCAGUUUGUCGAGGAUGCUUUUCUUGCGGUAUUUGGCGAGACAGCAUAG